UGUGUGUGUGUGUGUGUGUGUGUGUGUGUGUGUGUGUGUGUAUUGUCAUAUUUUUAUGAGCAAGUAAGCCGUUCAGAAGGUUUCUGUUGCUGAUUUUGCUUCCUGCAUGUACCACCCUGUGUGUGUAACACAAAGCCUGCCGCACAUUGUUAACACCAGAUGACAGCUUUAUCUUUAUACACUUUAUUCUUAUUUAUUCUUAAUGGAGACAGAAAAAAUGUAUUCAAUGUGAGGUAAUUGCCUUCACACUGAUGUUUGUGGGUCAGACUUAUUCACCACCAAUUUACAAACCACCAAUUUACAAACUCUGUCUCCAGCCUUUCUUCUGGUUACCCCCACAUUAUUAAAAUGGCUGUAUUUGAGCAACGUGCCAACACUUAUUUUUAUACAGGUGGACAUGUUAAGGUCAGGCUUCAGGUUGUAAUUCUAUCGUUGCAGCAAUGAUAAAAAAAAAGUAUGCGAUGUUAAUAAUAUAAACGUGCCUGAACAAUAAAAUGUAACCUCUGACCUUCCCGUGCUGCGUCUCCACGGUGACCUUGUCGCCAUCUCGGCUAGCGAUGGUUGCCUUCACAAACUCUUCCACUGAAUCGGGGAUGAAGCAUUCCUUCUUUAUGUCGAAGGGCCGCGUGGAGGCCUCCAUGCGCUCCUUGUCCGACUUCCUCAGGUACGAGGCAGCCAUCCCAAACACAGACGUCACUGAAUCCCCCAUGGCUGCACUGAUGUACACAGAGGUAGAGAUGAGGUUCACUCUGUCCGUAUCCCAUACUUCAACCUCAUAAAUUUUGACUUUACUUUUCAGCCUUUGGUUUCAAGGAAAAUCGUUUUUUGGAUUUGGAUAGAAGUACAAAGUGAUAUUAUACCAGUGUCUAAGUCUACGAUAUGAAAUGCUAUGUAAGCAUUAGGAAAGGAGAAUUUACCGGUGGAUUCAGCUCAGAUGACAGGUGAGACUUCAGAAUACCUCAGUGACCUGAAGUGGGCAGAGAAAACUAUGAAUAAGAUAUUGCAACAUGAAUUAAGUCUGAAUGCCAGUAGCUUACUAACAUCAUUAUUUAGUAUUUUGGAUCAUUAGUUCAAACUAGUUAGUGAAAAGGUUUAAAAGUGUAUCUGAUUUUAUCAGUGUUAGAUAUACUUCCAAAAGAAAAGUACCUUCCAUCACGUAUAUAUUUACGUUGGGUUUAAACAACAGAAAAAUACAGCAUGAAUAGAAAAAUACAGCCAGUUGUGCAGACUUACGGAGGCCAGGUGAAGAGGAAGCUGCUGCUGAGACUGUAACAGGGCAGACGGGGAUCAAAUAUAUAACCCCAGAUAACCCUGCCUUACAAGGCCAAGGGUACCACCCUGACCUACUGACUAACACACACACACAUACACACACAUCUGAACAGCUACACUACUUCCACAUAACUCUUUACACACACAUUGUAGUAAUCGCCAUCACUUUCAUCACCUAUGACAGGGCUCUCGAAGGCUCUCAUGAUGUCUGGCUGCCCUCCACACCCACGUCAAAAUAGUGUGACUUUUCGGGAGCAGUGCCAGGAACUUUCUCCUGCAGAACUUGUCUGUCAUUCACCCAAACAUAGCCUCUCUAUCUCUAAUUCUACCACAGUUUUGUUUUUUUCUGGCAUCUCUCGUGCUAAAGUCUUUUUCCAAGUGAGGUCUGGCUGUGGACAGAAAGCAGAUUCUAUUUAUUCACUGUUAGGGGGAGAGAAAAGGGGUGCAAGCCAGGGCGUUUUUUACUCGCUCUUUUUCAGAAAGCAGCAUUGGACCCUCGUCCUUUUACAGUCCAAAAACUAACGUUAUCUUUUCUUUUUUUAAAGCAGCUCAGCAGCAAUGUUCAAACCCCCUCCGAACUACAAAAGAUGGCAGACAAAAAGAAUGUGAGUUUUGAGACACAAUCUAUAUUAGGUUAACCUAAUAUUCUGAAUAUUCAUAGUGCGAUCAUGUUGGAAUAUAUCAUUUUGAAAACAUCCUCAAGUUUAUAAAAUAUUGCUGUUGAAUUGCUGUUAUUUUUUUUACAUCUUUAUUUAAAGGAGCACCGUCAGUUCUCCACUGUGCCUCUUCACUUCACUUGGUCAUGAAAUUAUUUUUAUUUUUUUGGAAAUCAUGUAUUGCAUCUGUAACAAGAACAGCUCCUCCCGUCGUUGCAAAAAGUGAUUGCUCUUUGCUGUUAAUCAACCGGUUUAUAAUCUACAGCUGCUUUUAUGUGGAUCAAACAGUCAUAAAGAUAUAUUAACACAAAAAUAGAAAUUAAUAACUAGGGACAGGGACAACGAGUCAAGACAGGUAAAUGUAAAGAGCACCAAUGACUUAGACAUAUAAAGAUAUCGUUAUAUUGUACAGCAUGUAGAGUUUGUAUUGACAGUGACAGAUUAUAUGUACCUGUUUAAAAUCAAACUGUGCGAUAAUCUGUAAUGGCCCGGUAUUAUGGAGGGUAAGAAGAGGGUUAUGGAGGACAAAAACACACUUUUUAAAAUGUUUUUCCCUUAUUGUAACUGCAGCAAAAGAAGAAAACACCAUGGAGGAAGUGACAGAAGAAACUUUAUAAUCCGUUUUGAUGAUUGAGGGCCAGAAAGUAAAGUGUACUCUACUAUGAUUGUUUUGACAGACAUCUUUUUUUAUGGCUAUUGUUAUGAGUGUAUGAAAGUUUUUGGUACCAAAAAAGGGUUCCAUGCGCUCCAGUUCUGGUGUCCUCCAGACCCUUCAAGUGCCUUUGUUCAUUCAGCAAUCUCGACAGAAAACAGACAUUUACACCAACAUCUCAAGUUUCUCCUGCUCCAAUAACAGACACAGACUUUUGUAAUGUUUUUUAUGACAUACUAUACUAUGACUUUUUAUGACAUAUAUAUGACUUUUAUUUGGAGUUAAUAGGAACAGUAGGAGAAACUCCUGUCUUGAAAACAAGAUGGUUCAUCUUAAGGAGUUUAUCAUCACAUAAUUGAACUAUUGACUUUUAACAAAUUAAAAAUAAUUAUUUAUAAAUGCAAGGGGUUGUGCAGAACCCCCUUUUUAUAUUUCAAAUAUCUGGCAUGAAAGCUGGUAUCAAAGAGGCAAAGAGAGAAUUGUAAGAGACCUCAACACCAACAACAUUAAAGAUAUGUGGCAGACAAUCUAAAAUGUCAGAGGCUAUAAAUGCAGGAGCAUCAUGUGUGAGGCCACGUUGCCAGGUGAGCUGAACACCUUUUAUGCUCACUUUGAUCUCCUCAACAAAGAGUCAGCUUUCAGAUCUGCCCCGCCUCCAGAAGACCGCCCACUGUCAGUAUCCUCAGCGAAUGUGAAGAAAACCCUGAUGACAGUGAUUAUGAGUAAAGCUGCUGGGCCUGAUAACAUCGCUGGCCGUGUACUAAGAACAUGUACCAACCAGCUAACUGAUGCCAUCACUGAUAUUUUCAACAUAUCACUGUCACAGGAGAGAGUUCCCACCUUCAAGACAUCCACCAUCGUUCCUCUGCCUAAAAGUCUGCAGGGUCCAGUCUACAUGACUACCGCCCUGUGUCAAUCACCUCCAUUCUGAUGGAGUGCUUUGAGAAACUGGUUCUCCAGUUUUUUCUUUAUCCUCUGCUAAGUGAGUGAAGCCUCUGGCACAAAGUUUUUCAUAGACGAGCCUCUUAAUUUGUCUCUCAAAGUGCACCAGAUUGAUGCGUUUAACAUUAGAACCCACGUUUUCUGUAAUACAUAUACGCUAUAUGGCCUUUUCAGCUGUUAAUUAAAUAAAAAUGUUCCCGCCAUACCUCCCUUUCCCUGUCACUGAUCUUGCGGAAACGCUUUUAACUAUAACCAUGAAUACAUCACCUAACAUUUCGGCAGUCAAUCCAACCCUUGGAUGCAUACUGUCACCAGGUGCUAAUUCUUCUCACCACACUGUUUGUGUCGCAAAACUAUUAAGCUCAGCUGGUUUAAGUCCUAAUAUUGGUCUGGCUUAUCACAGUUCAUCUAACUCAACUCACUGUUGUUUUUACAACCUCAAUGCAGAACCCAGUGCAGGUUUCUGCAUUGUUGUCCACAAUUCUUUUUGGCUUUUCUUUCCACUCUGUUUUGGUUGACCACAGCAAAGACAAAUGUAACUUUUAUAUACACGAACGAACGAACGAACGGUUUGAUCGGCUGCUGGUUCAAAGAACAUCUGUUAUCGAGAAAAUGAAGAGUUAAUUCACAGCAUACUCUUUAACAGCAGCGUGUUUCAUCUUUGGGAGAGUAUCCUGUCAAGUCACUUUUAGAUCAAUAGUUGUCUGUAAUGGAGUCCCUGUUUAUGUCCUUAUGGUUUACAAUAAAUGGAUGAAAAAGAUCCUGCUUGGUAUGGACACUUGCUCCCAGGAAAUAACUAAUUGAACCAUGAAACCAACUUUUCCCAGUUAAAAUUAAAUAAAAGUCCAAGUCCAGUCCUAGAGAGUAAGUUCUCUAUCCAUAGAAAGCUGCACCCCCCACUGUUCUCAUAUCAUUUUGGUAGUAAGUAUGUGCGCAGUUUAUUCAUACUCUGGGUGUGAUGGAUAUAAAUAAACCUUUUGUUUGCCUGACCACACUGCAUCGCGGACCACACAAACAGUAUCUGAGCCUGUUUACUGGCCACAGUAUCCGAGGCACUUCGAGCCUGAUAGCAGCAGAGAAGAUAAGGCUCACCUUUAUAGAAUUGAAUUUGUCAUGGGGAGAAAAUAGCCACCACGGCUAGACAAAAAACGUAAACUGAUAGGAGUGUUAAUCCUGUUUAUUCUCUCUGUCAUAAUUUGGCAGCUAUACAUCCCACAGUGUAGGUUUUAUAAUGUAUAUCAGAGUAAAUUACUUUUAUAUUGUGAAGGGUAAUAGCUGUGCUGGAUAAGAACCAAAUAUUGUUAUUGCAUCACAGAUCGGACACAUCUGUAUCGUUUUUAGUGAAAAACAAACAAUCUUAUGUAAGAAUCAUGGAUCAUAAGGUCCCCUGGGAUAAAUAAAGGGGAAAUACAUUUAAAAAAAAUGUGAACACUGUGUGAGUCUGUUCUUUUUUUUACAUGAUAAUUCCAGUAUUUUUUUAAAUCAGGCUCUGUUUUUCACUUCUCUACCACGACAGCGAGCGAGACUUCUUUUUCAGGUCACUCAUGUGACGAUAUUCAUGAUUAUCCCGAUAAUCUCUUUUGUUGGGAAUGAACACAAGGCCUCCGGCAUGUCCACCAACGUCCUUCCACUUUGGCCCUCUGCUUUGGAACAUGUUCAGCAGCAGGACAGGGUGGAGCAGAUCAGACAGCAGCUGCUUGUGUUUUCAGUCAGUGGAGGAUUAGAGGUGUGAUCCUACAGCUGACAGACCCUCUGGAUUCCUGGACGCCACACAGACCCCAGGCCCUUUAAUGGGCCGCACUGUGAGGGCUCUGAGUAUGUGGCACUACAUCCUCCUUCAUUCAGCCGACAGCACCAACACAAUUAAGGGUCUACGAGACUUGUUCACACAAAGCAAGGAAGGUGAGCGACAGUGAGUUGGUUUUAACUUCAUCAAACAGAUGAAAUUGAAAUAUUCUUGGCAGAGGUACGAUGACUAUGACAGCUAGGCCCAAGACACUUGCUGUGCUGUAGGUUAUUACUGUUCUCUUGUAAUGUUAGAACAAAUCAAUGAUAUGGUUCUUUGUUAUGUUGUUGUUUAAUAGUAUACAUCUUGUUUUUGUUCCCUGUUAAGGAAUAUUUUCACCUUUAUUGAAAACUCUAUGAAGAUGGAAAUAUUGUUCCCAUCAAAAUUUGAACUGCAGAACACAAGAUGUCUUCUCCUUCACUCAAUGUGACCUGAGAAAGUUUCCACAUCACAUGUUGUGUAUUUCACCAGGAUUGGCUUCCACACAGGUUGACUUCAUUGUAGAGCCACGAGCUGGUAACAGCACCCUCAAGUUCUUAACUGAGUCAUACGAUAAUUGGGGGUGGAUUUUAUAGAAAUCACAAAAGUAAUGUGCUUUCUCAAAACAAACAUAAAUAAAUAAAUAAAAUCAGUGGUUUAAGUUAAAAGAUCCACUAUUGCAAAGCUUAAACAUGAACCACUUCUUAGAUAUUCUACGGAAAAGGAUAUUUUCCUGAUGCCAGUUGUGUCACGUUCACUUUGUUACUUAUGAGUUGAACCUACUCUGGUUAACUUUGUUGCCAGGUAAAAUAGUUCACAACUUCUCUAUUUUUGCCCAUAACUUCAAUGCUAGGUCUAUAGCAUGGCUAACAACUUAUUUUCUUUAUCAGGUUAACUUUAAACACCAACAUAUGUUUGAAUCAGAAUCGUAAAAGAAUAGUAAACCAUUUAAAUAUCCCCAACACUGUUGACGGUGAAUUAAUAUACUCCUUGACAUUGUACUAUUGCAGAUAAUAUAUAUUUUUUUAUUGAGGCCGGUCAUGAGAAUAUAUUCAAAAAGCUGCCUCAGAGAAAUGCCUUUGUGUGAUGCUGGUCACAUGGUUUUGGAACAAACCCUUUUUAGUUGUAGGGGUAUGUUCAGUUAGUAACAUUCAUAAACUGAUAUUUAACUGAUAUUUAAUUAUUUUAAAUGGGGUUUAAAGCAUUUAAGUAUUUAGAAUUUUUAAAUAAAUGGAUCAUGCUAACUUUAAUGACUUUCAUCAAUAUUUUUGACUCAUUUGAAAAAUAGACAUUGCAAAAACUGUUAAUUAAGGAACAUCUUGACAAUGUCAAGCUAACUGAAACAGUGCGCACAAAAUAUGUUUCUGGUUUUAUAAUAUACUGUCCCUUAAGACAGUACAAUAUGGGAUUUAUGAAGGAAAUAGUAGAAAAAAUAUAAUUAUCAUCAAUGAACAUGACAUGUACCCCCUAUGGUUGUAGAGAAGUGGUUUAUUUUAUUAUGAAUGGCUGUGACCUCAGCCCAUUGACAACCUGUGAACCAGUUGUUCCAGAAUAUCCCAAAAGUCGACAAAUAAAGGGCCCUAUAGGAUUCUGACAUGUUUUCAAUAAAUUCUACCAGAUGUUUGUAAGGAGCUCUGUGUUGGAUGUUUCCAGUAAAUCAUGUACAACGGUUCACCGUCGUUCUCUCGGCUUCAAUGGCAAUUACACAGGACUGCAUGACUAUUGCUUUGCGUAUCCAAUACUCGCAUGUACUACAGCUUCUCCAUGACAUUACAACAUGAACGCAGAAAAAGAGAGUAGUCUUUGUAAUGCAUUCACAUCCUCCGCGUUUUAUUGAAGGCCAAGCCCAAGCAUUGUCCAUGUAUCCAGUAGCAAAUGUGUACUCAUUGCCAAAGUGUUCUUGCAGUAGUCGUUUUGCUUGAGCAUAGCCAUAAUCAGGAGCCAUAAGCUGGCAGCUAUGCACCAGUUCCCCAGGCUGCCCUCUAGUGAACUCUUCCAGGUAAUACAAGCAAUCACCUCUGAUGACCUUUUCCUCCACUCCUUGCUCAAUGCUCUUUUGAAGGAAAUGUACUGAAGAGGAUCCUAAAAAGGGAUUAGCUUUAAUAACAUUAAAUAAAUGUGUUGGACAAGGGCUGCUGUCAUUUCAUUUUGCACAUUUCCAUUAUGGGGUAAAUGUCUCCGAGUUGCCUUUCAUUCACUGAACCGGGAGAGUUCCUAAAGUUGUGAUGGUGACUCUGCAUUUCUGAAUCAGUCCACUCCUCUUUGGUCCAGAUGUCCAUUGUUGACCAUAUGAGGCAGCACAGGCGCUGGGUUACUUGCUGGCUCUGACUAGUCCUUACUUUGCUGUGCUUUGCUCUGACUUUGCCAUUGGACUGAGACCGUUUGAAGUUGCUGCCUUUCUCUUUUCCUUGUCCAGAUGUUCCUCAACACAGUGCUGGUGGUCCUGACGGACCUGGCGGCUUUGCUCCUGGGUAACACUGCCUUCCGGAAGCACUUCCACCUGUUGCUGUCAGUGGUGGUGAUGAUCGGCCCGGCACUGAGCCUCUGGGUCUCCCAGCACAGCAUCUUUGCCAAGAGAAGCCACUUCCUCUACAGGAUCUUCCUGCACUCCGGUUGGGGCUGGACCUGCAUCUUUGUCGGCUCCUUUGUCUUCCUCCUCUCCUUCUCCGUCCGUCGCUCCCUCUCUCUCUCCGUCCGUCACCUCUCCCGGCUUGGGGUGGCUGGUGGAUUGUGGCUUGGUUUCUGUAAACUCCUGGACCUUCUGGAGAACACCACAGGAAGCUGCUACGAACCUUUACUCGCCAGCCCAGAGGUCGCCAACGGGCAGCCUCUGUUGGUGCUGCGAGAAGGGGAGAGUAAGUCAGAAUGCCUCAAAGCUGGGAUGCUGUGGAGGGGGUAUGAAGUUUCAGAAGAUGUCUUCCUCCUCUGUCUCUGCUGCCUACUGCUGGCUGAGGAAACAGCCGUGUUUGGCCCUUAUCUGAGCCUGGGUGGGAUCUCAGGUGCCCCUCUGAGGAUCCUCUUCCUCUUUUGUGUUCUCCUGCUCUGGCUCUGGCUCUUUCUGCUGCUCUGUCUCUUAGCUUACUUCCCUCAGUUCCCCACUCAGCUACUAGGGGGCGCUCUGGGAUGUCUGAGCUGGAGGGGACUGUACCAGGGUUGGUAUCGCCAGGGGCCCAGCUGGUACUGUCCCGGGAGGCCUGGACUGGGAUUGCUCAACACCAAGACUAGCAGUACUGAAGCGGAGGAGGCACAACAGAAUCAUGAUCACUGCAAUUAACUGAAACUUAACAAUGACACAGCUGUAUAAAAAAACGAGGUCUGCAUGGUUGUUUGGAGAUGACUUGAGAUGUACAUUUGUGUUUGUUGUCCACUUUUAGCAGUAAGACCAGAUAUCCUGAUGAAAACUGGAACAAGCAAAUGGACUUUCAAAAGAUAUAUCUCCAUAUCUCUAUAUGUAUCAAACUUUUCUAAUGUAAGCGAAUGCAGCAAAUACAUGCUAGAGUUAUCAAAAGGCUUGGUACAUCAUGACAGGGAGUCCCAGUAGCCACCGGGCACAGACAUGCUAAAGGCUACACCACCUCUCCUACAUAGGAGAACGACUCACAGACUUUAAAGCUGUUUAGCCUCUUGUUGUUGUUGUUUUGAAUCUCUUUGUAGUUGAUUUGUGUCUCUUUGUGGUUGUUUUGCCCCUUUUUAUAGUCAUUUUGCGUCUCUUCGUGGUAUCUGUGCUUUGCGUCUUCCUAGUCUUUUUGUGUCUCUGUAGUUAUUUUAUGUUUCAUGGUGGAAAUUUUGAGUCUCUUUGAGUGACAUUUUGUAGCUGAACACCUGGGGGGCCUCUGGGCCUGUGCCCAAUGGGCGCAUUCAGUAAUCCAUCUAUGACAGUAUAUGAUUCUCCACAAGACAGGAAUUCAGGACAAGAGACGGUUGCCAUUAAGAUACAAGCUGGAAAUAUUUGAGAGACCCAGUCUAAACCACAGCUUGUUUAUAAUACAAUAAUACAAAUGACUUCUGGAGUGGUUUUGAUGGAUAUUUGACAAGAUAAUUAACAACGAAAUCAAUUCAACGAUUAAAAAUGCAAUAAAUGGAGAGCUUGUGUAAUGAACCACCCUAGUUCUGUGAAGCUUUUGAAAGAUGGACUAGUAGUAUGGUUGACAAAUGCUAUCAAACACCCAUGUGUUUCUCUAUCGGUGUCGUAUUUUGCACGAGUACACGUUUGAUAUAAUACACUAUGUCAAAGCAUCUGAACAGAAAAGUUAAAUGUUUGGUUAGAUUUUUUUCUCCGUUGUUCAGAUGCAUUGCUGUCACUUGUGUUCUGAGACUUUAAAUGAAGUGAUUAAAAACUCCACUUUCACUGGAUCUUGGUUCUAUUAACAGUCUCUUCACUUUUCACCCAGCUGUUGCAUAUAAAAAAAGAAAUGACACAAGUUCAGACAUUGAUUGUAGAU
This is a messenger RNA of Anarrhichthys ocellatus (wolf-eel), 9729 nucleotides long. RefSeq names its product fat storage inducing transmembrane protein 1, like (gene fitm1l). Gene Ontology annotation, cellular component: endoplasmic reticulum membrane. Bases 7704 to 8561 code for a protein of 285 amino acids. Gene Ontology annotation, molecular function: coenzyme A diphosphatase activity. Gene Ontology annotation, biological process: lipid storage; phospholipid biosynthetic process; lipid droplet organization. NCBI's taxonomy places the organism in Eukaryota, Metazoa, Chordata, Actinopteri, Perciformes, Anarhichadidae. The transcript has 3 exons. The record is from RefSeq and is a predicted model, not a curated record.